GUUUGGUUUUGAUUUAUUUUAGAGAAGUCGUUACUGUUUUGAAAAUUAAAAUUCCUCUUUACAAAGCUAAAUAGGGAUUUCAGAGUUUACCUCAAACAAUGACAGAACUGUGCAGAUCUUGUUUGGAGCCCAUUCGCACGAAAAAAUACCCUCUAAUAGGAGAAAUCGCCAAUGUAGAAGUCGAUGUAAUUUCCAUGCUAGAAUUUUGCACUUCAUCAAAGCUGGAGGUAGCACAGGGCCUGCCAAACAGCGUUUGCGUUUCUUGCUUUAAGACCAUCAGAAUUUCUUACUGGUUUCUAAAACAAUUUUACGAAGCCCAAACGAAGCUCACCCAACUGAGGCACUUACUAGACGGAGCUAACGGUAACGGCCUGGAAGGCGAAGAUAACGAAUUGAUCUCUGCUAUUCAAAUUUGCGACAAUACGAAUGAUGUCGAUGGGGAAUCGGAGUCCGAAAACGACGAGGAAUACAUGGAGGAAGAUGGAAUAUUCGAGGAUACAACAGAAUUCGAACACGAAAACGAAAAUCACGAUGACGAACAAGAGAUUUUUAUCAAAGAAGAAAGCGUACUCCAAGAUACCAAAGGAGACUUAUCCAAUCUAGUAGAAUUAUUCGAUUUAGGUAAUUUAUCGAACAUCGAAGUAGUCGUCGAUGACGAACCGAAGCCUGACGAUGAAGACGAUAAAGUAUUUAUGUACAUUUGCCCCAUAUGCGGGGACCAAUUCUCUCGAGUGGAAACGUUUUAUUCACACGUCAGCAGCUACAAUUUAGCCAAAAUAACGUGCACCAGGUGCGAGAGCCAGCCCGAAUUAGACAUGGACACUUACUUCAAUCACUACUUGGAUCACCACAAGUACCAGUGCGCCAUUUGCGGCAAACUAAUGGCCUCCGCCUACGGGUACCACUACCACAUGAGGCACCAUCGGAACGUCAGGAAGUUCAAAUGCCCUUUCGAAGGUUGCACGAGGUCCUUUCUAAUGAAUCACCUUCUCACGAAGCACAUCAAAUCCCACAUAGUGAAAAAUAGUUACAGUUGCCAGUUGUGCGAUAGUACUUUCAACACGAAAGAUGCCCUGCGGUACCACAACAAGCAGCACUUCGGCCACAAGGAUCACUUGUGUACGAUUUGCGGACAGGCUUUUUUCCAGGCUGUACAUCUUAGGGAUCACGUCUACCGGCACGUGGGCUACAAAAAAUUCGUUUGUGAUAUUUGCAAUAGAGGUUUCAUAACGAAGGCUAGCUUAAAGAAGCACUUACCUUAUUGCUCGAAAAAGUACAAUUAUUGUUUUAAUUUUAAGGGCGAUACCAAUUGAGUUUUUAUACUUAUUUUAUUUAAUGUAUUCUUGAUAUUAAAUGUGG
Phyllotreta striolata is the source of this 1359-nucleotide messenger RNA. Lineage: Eukaryota; Metazoa; Arthropoda; Insecta; Coleoptera; Chrysomelidae. The record is from the annotation of a GenBank genome assembly.